AGGUCUCAGCAUCAGCUUCAUCUGCUCAUGAGUGAAGGCAACGGGCCAACCGAGGGGCAGGACAAGGUGCAGAGUUCGGCUCCUCCGAAUGCCGUGUGGCCGCUGAGAGACAAGGAGGGGAAUGUGACAGUGCCGUUCGCCUAUGGCACCAUCGCCUUCUGGCAAGGCAAGCGAGCCCAAGAGUAUCAGACGCACAAAUGGCAUGUCUAUGUCCGCGGAGCGAACAACGAGGACCUGACGCCGCUCAUUGAGCGUGUGAUCUUUCAGCUGCAUCCCUCCUUCAACAACCCCACCCGAGUUAUCGACACAGCCCCGUUUCACGUCUGCGAGCUGGGAUGGGGAGAGUUUGAGAUCACGAUUCGCAUCUUCUUUCAUGAUGGGCCCGAGCAAGGGCUGGAGAUCAAGCACAUGCUCAAGCUCUUCCCCCGCGUCGGAGAGCCCUCGCAGAAGAAGCCGGUCGUCUCCGAGCGACACGAUGAGUUCGUCUUCAACGCUCCCAAUGAGGGUCUCCUUCAGAGGAUCGGCAUGUGCAACACCCGCAUGCCCAACGGAGGGCCCGCGUGGGCCACCAUCGAGCCGUUCUUCUCGCCUCUAAACGAGCAUGAGGAGCUGCUGAGGAUUCAAGCGGCACAACGACGAGUGCAGGCGGAAAUUACUUUGGUGAAGGAGGAGCUUGAAAACGAGGAGCAGAUCUUGUCCUUCUUGCAGGACGAAGUGAAGAAACUUGAGCCUUCCAUCGUCAAGAAGCCGCCAGGAACAUGA
This is a messenger RNA of Guillardia theta CCMP2712, 762 nucleotides long. RefSeq lists its product as hypothetical. The coding region runs from base 28 to 762 and encodes 244 amino acids. The record is from RefSeq and is a predicted model, not a curated record. Gene Ontology annotation, biological process: regulation of DNA-templated transcription. NCBI's taxonomy places the organism in Eukaryota, Cryptophyceae, Pyrenomonadales, Geminigeraceae. The transcript is spliced from 10 exons.